AGGAACAAUGAACAUCAAAGGCAGUGUUAUAGUCUUAUUCCUCUGUUUCCUGACUCUAUUUUCCUUAACAGACUGUACCAAAUGUACCAAUGUAUUAGAAGGGGGCACUCUCACAUUUAUACUGGCUGAUAAUAAUAAUCCACUUGGGGAUAAUGAUCGAUUCAUUUUAAAAAAAGAUAAUACAAUUAAAGUCCCCAAAAGGAAGCGGAAUGAAAAGGGACCAGGGAUUGUGGAAGGUAAUUCCCUGAAGUUCAAGCAUGUGGAAAUGAGUGAUACUGGAACAUACAUCGUUGAGGUUUUUGAUGAUAAGGGCACCAACAAAAAAUCAUACUCGGAAAGCGUAUGUGUAUAUGCAAAAGUCCCGAAGCCAAGAGUGAAUAUUACAUGCCUGGAAAAAAAUGUUGACAUCAGAUGUGAGGUCGAAAUCAACAACGAUCUAAGAUCAGAAAUAUCUUACAGCUGGCACAAAAAUGGGAAAGAAUUAAUGAAAGAAUUCAACUUCACAACAUCUAUAGAGGACAAAUCAACGUACACCUGAACUGUGAACAAUCCUGUUCAUAGCAACACAAGUGAUCCAGUAAAACAAACAUGUUUCAAUGUGGGUGCACUUGAUUUUUGGAGCCUGGUGUGGAUCUUAGCUAGUGGUGGAGGCCUCAUACUUAUUAUUGUGUUCGUGUCUGUUGGAUGGCGUGUCUGUAGACGCAAAAAAGAACAAGAGCAAGGAUGA
This is a messenger RNA of Silurus meridionalis, 727 nucleotides long. Its product is annotated as T-cell surface antigen CD2-like. NCBI's taxonomy places the organism in Eukaryota, Metazoa, Chordata, Actinopteri, Siluriformes, Siluridae. The transcript is spliced from 5 exons. The record is from RefSeq and is a predicted model, not a curated record.